Molecule: messenger RNA, 2225 nt
Organism: Euleptes europaea (tarantolino)
Lineage: Eukaryota; Metazoa; Chordata; Lepidosauria; Squamata; Sphaerodactylidae
Gene: GNE
Product: glucosamine (UDP-N-acetyl)-2-epimerase/N-acetylmannosamine kinase
Exons: 11
Coding region: 45-2213 (722 amino acids)
Biological process (GO): UDP-N-acetylglucosamine metabolic process
Molecular function (GO): N-acylmannosamine kinase activity; UDP-N-acetylglucosamine 2-epimerase activity; hydrolase activity, hydrolyzing O-glycosyl compounds
Source: RefSeq, a predicted model, not a curated record
AACUGUAUUUCAAAAACCUGUCCAAACAGAAACAGAAGCAAGUCAUGGAGAAGCAUGGGAACAACCGGAAGCUCCGGGUUUGUGUUGCUACGUGCAACCGGGCUGAUUACUCCAAGUUGGCCCCGAUCAUGUUUGGCAUUAAAACGGAACCACAGUUCUUCGAGCUCGAUGUUGUGGUUCUGGGCUCCCACCUGAUCGAUGACUAUGGUAACACAUACCGCAUGAUCGAACAAGAUGAUUUUGACAUCCACACCAGACUGCACACGAUAGUGCGAGGAGAAGACGAGGCGGCCAUGGUGGAAUCUGUAGGCCUGGCCUUGGUCAAGCUCCCAGAUGUGCUCAACCGCCUGAAGCCCGACAUCAUGAUCGUCCAUGGCGACAGGUUCGAUGCCUUGGCACUGGCGACGUCAGCCGCCUUGAUGAAUAUUCGGAUCCUUCACAUCGAGGGUGGAGAAGUCAGCGGGACCAUAGACGACUCCAUCAGGCACGCUAUCACCAAGCUGGCCCACUACCACGUGUGCUGCACGAGAAGCGCCGAGCAGCACCUUAUAUCCAUGUGUGAGGAUCACGACCGCAUCCUCCUGGCUGGCUGCCCUUCGUACGAUAAGCUGCUAUCUGCCAAAAAUAAGGACUACAUGAGCAUUAUCCGCAUGUGGAUAGGUGAGGAUGUGAAACCAAAGGAUUAUAUAGUCGCUUUGCAGCAUCCUGUGACCACAGACAUUAAACAUUCCAUAAAGAUGUUUGAACUGACAUUAGAUGCUCUCAUCUCCUUUAAUAAGAGGACCUUGGUGUUAUUCCCAAAUAUCGAUGCAGGGAGCAAAGAAAUGGUUCGGGUAAUGAGGAAGAAGGGUGUCGAGCACCACCCGAAUUUCCGAGCGGUGAAGCAUGUUCCGUUUGACCAGUUCAUUCAGCUUGUGGCUCACGCUGGUUGUGUGAUCGGGAACAGCAGUUGUGGUGUGCGAGAAGUUGGGGCGUUUGGAACCCCUGUCAUCAAUCUGGGAACGCGCCAGAUAGGGAGAGAAACAGGGGAAAACGUCCUGCAUGUUCGUAAUGCUGACACCCAAGAUAAAAUACUGCGAGCCUUGCAUCUCCAGUUCGGCAAACAAUACCCUUGUUCAAAGAUAUAUGGAGAUGGAAAUGCCGUUCCAAGAAUCUUAAAGUUCCUCAAGUCUAUUGACCUCGGAGAACCCCUUCAGAAGAAAUUCUGCUUCCCUCCUGUCAAGGAAAACAUCUCCCAAGACAUUGACCACAUAUUGGAAACCCAGAGUGCCUUGGCAGUAGAUCUGGGCGGAACAAACCUCCGGGUAGCAAUAGUCAGCAUGAAGGGUGAAAUAGUUAAGAAAAAUAGCCAGCUGAACCCCAAAACCUAUGAGGACAGAAUAGAAUUGAUCCUUAAGAUGUGUGUAGAGGCUGCCUCAGAAGCUGUAAAUCUGAAUUGCAGAAUUCUGGGUGUGGGCAUUUCUACAGGUGGGCGAGUCAACCCCCGAGAAGGCAUCGUUCUCCAUUCCACAAAACUUAUCCAGGAGUGGAGCUCUGUCGACCUGCGGACUCCGAUAUCAGACACUUUGCACUUGCCGGUGUGGGUGGACAACGACGGCAACUGUGCUGCUUUGGCAGAGAGAAAAUUUGGGCAUGGUAAAGGAGUGGAAAACUUCGUAACCCUCAUCACUGGGACAGGUAUUGGCGGCGGAAUCGUUCACCAAAAUGAAUUGAUCCACGGAAGUUCUUUUUGUGCUGCGGAGCUCGGUCACAUCAUGGUGGCCUUGGAUGGCCCCGAGUGCCUUUGCGGGAGCCACGGCUGUAUAGAGGCCUAUGCUUCCGGGAUAGCCUUGCAGAGAGAAGCUAAGAAACUACAUGAUGAGGAUUCAUUGUUAGUGGAAGGUAUGUCUGUAAAGAAGGAAGAGACGGUAACUGCUGCACAUCUCAUCCAGGCCGCUAAACUGGGAAAUCCAAAAGCUGAGCACAUCAUUAGAACAGCGGGAACAGCUCUGGGGCUUGGAGUUGUGAACAUUCUGCACACCAUCAACCCCUCACGUGUGAUCCUUUCCGGCAUCUUGGCGAGUCACUAUGUCAGCGUUGUCAAAGACGUGAUCCAUCAGCGGGCCUUGUUCUCUGUGCAGACGGUGGACGUGGUUGUCUCGGACCUGGCGGAUCCCGCCUUGCUGGGGGCCGCUAGCAUGGUCCUGGAUUACACCACACGCAGGAUAUAUUAGGCAAGACGAGAG